Syzygium oleosum is the source of this 1201-nucleotide messenger RNA. RefSeq names its product ethylene-responsive transcription factor ERF106-like. The transcript has a single exon. Gene Ontology annotation, biological process: ethylene-activated signaling pathway; regulation of DNA-templated transcription. Gene Ontology annotation, molecular function: DNA-binding transcription factor activity; DNA binding. The record is from RefSeq and is a predicted model, not a curated record. NCBI's taxonomy places the organism in Eukaryota, Viridiplantae, Streptophyta, Magnoliopsida, Myrtales, Myrtaceae. Bases 108 to 839 code for a protein of 243 amino acids.
UGGAGCGACCUGAUUCAUUUUACCUGUUACAAAAAGGGGGUUCUUCCCUUAUUCGUCUAUAAACAAAUUUCGUACUUACUACGGAAUGAUCUAGUCAAGCCUUCCUCAUGGAUUUUUCUCUCUCCGAAAUGGCCAGCCUUGAUGAAUCUUCCACUUUGGAGCUCAUCAGGCAAUAUCUCUUAGGAGACUCUUUCAACCUCGCUCAAAUCCAACCGUUGAAAACAGAGAACCAGUUUCUUGAUCCGGAACCAGACUCGCCAUGUUCAGAUCAACCCGUGUGGCAAGACCUGGAGACACCGAAUCCCGAGGUUAAAGCCGAGCCCAUCGACUUGGAAUCUCCGAAGUCCGAGCUAGGGUCACCGGAGAAGAGUCCGGUCGGGGCCGACUCCGUGGCAAGGGCGCGUUACAGAGGGGUUCGGCGAAGACCAUGGGGAAAAUUUGCUGCGGAGAUACGAGACCCGACCCGUAAGGGGAGGCGGGUCUGGUUAGGGACGUACGACACGGAUGUAGAUGCUGCCCAGGCUUACGACAGCGCCGCUUUCAAGAUGAGGGGCCGGAAAGCCAUCUUGAAUUUCCCUCUGGAGGCCGGAAAGUCGGCCCCGCCGCCGAAUCCCGGGCGCAAGAGGAGGAGGGCGGCGGUGAAGGAGGAGGAGUCGAAAGAAAGUCUAGAAGAUUGGCUGAUUGAGAUGUGGGCGCAGGAGGAAGGGGGUGAAGAUGAGUGGGACACGAGCGCUGACUCAGAGCAACGGUCGUUAGUAACCAGGACGAAGUGUUGUGACGACAUACGAAACAGUCAUCGUGUGUCCAUCGUAGACGGUGGGAUGUCGAGAUUAGCCUGAUGUCGACUAUGAUAUGAUGUACGAUACCAAAUGUUUGCGUCGGCAAGUCCCCAAACUCAUAGUGAGACGUACAAGACGGGGAGAGAGAGAGAGAGAGAGAGGAAUAAGGCGGCUAAGUCAAGGAGGCAUAAUUGACAAGUGCGGGUAAUUGGGAAUGAAUAUCGGUUGUGGUGCUUUCCAUGGCCAGCACAGGACAAGCGACCCGAGAGAAUCCAGGCAAAAUUCGUAAUGGUUGAGAAAGUUCGAGGUCUACGAAACUCAUCUGCUCGAGGGAGUAUAGUCCAUCUGUUUUUGUCCUAAGCAUGUUAACUAAUGCGUAUGUUAAGUGUGUGUUACUGUAAAUAUAUCAGUUUAUUCCGCAA